This is a messenger RNA of Megalops cyprinoides (Indo-Pacific tarpon), 1882 nucleotides long. Its product is annotated as zinc finger protein 883. The transcript is spliced from 2 exons. The record is from RefSeq and is a predicted model, not a curated record. NCBI's taxonomy places the organism in Eukaryota, Metazoa, Chordata, Actinopteri, Elopiformes, Megalopidae. The annotation marks the transcript as partial. Gene Ontology annotation, cellular component: nucleus.
CAGUCGGCCUCCUUCAAGCAGUGGUCCGUCCAGAUCAAGGAGGAGUCGAAUGAUUUUGAAGUGCAUGCGAUCCAAAUUAAGGAAGAGCUCACCGAACUCGAGUUGGCUCACUCUGCUGUUGACUCCAAAGCAACCUACUGUAAACAAGUGAAGUCCUGUGAUUCAGAGUCGGUUGGGAUUAAGCCAGAGCCAGAUUCUGUGCAGAAAGGCCAAGAAGCGGUCACAGUUAAAACAGAGUCGGUUGGGGAUAACGGGCAUCAUGUUGGAGAGGUGAAGGAUUAUCCGUCUUUGUUCAAGGUGAAAAGGGAGGACAACAAAGAGCAGCGUACUUAUUUCAAACAGGAGAGUCCCCUGGAUGAUGCAGACACUGGGGAAAGUGAUGGCCACCAUGCCAGCACAGCGUCCUGUCCGGAGUAUUUCCCCUGCCCUCACUGUGCCGUCUCCUUCACCGCUGUCUCUUACCUGGAGAAGCACCUCAAGUGGACCCACCAGCAGCAGUACCUGGCGCUGCUCCGAAGCCGAGCCUCCCAGAGCAAAAUCAGCACAACAAAAGUGGAGAAAAUGCACAGCUGCCCGCACUGCAGCCAGGUGUUCCCCUCGCAGCGGCGGCUGGCUGCCCACCUGCGUGAGCUUCACCCCAGCACCCCUCCUAAAAAACGGCACCCCUGCCCCCAGUGCGCCCGCAGCUUCCACUACAUGGCCAGCCUGCAGAAGCACUGCAAGGAGUGGCACAAAUUAGCCACCGUCUGCGCAGACGGACGCCUGAGCUGCGCAGACUGCGGGAAAAGCUUCGGCGCUCUGGGGAGAUCUGGCCCCCAUAACUGCAUAGAUCAGAACGAGACAGUGGAAAACGGACCUCUCUCCACUGAGGGCGGAUACGCCUGCAACGUCUGCGGCAAGAGCUGCACCACCACCCAGAAUCUGCGCGUGCACAUGCGCACGCACACCGGCGAAAGGCCUUACGCCUGCGGCGAGUGUGGGAGGCGGUUUUCGGAGAGCGGUAGCCUGAGCAAACACAGGCGCAUACACACCGGCCUCAAGCCGUUCAAGUGUCAGGACUGCGGGAAGCAGUUCGGGAGGAUGAACCACCUGACGUCCCACCAGCUCACGCACUCCGGGGAAAAACCGUACCCUUGCCCGGACUGUGAAAGGAGAUUUGGCCACAAGGGGGAUUUAAAAACCCAUCAGCGCACCCACUCGGGGGAGAAACCAUACCGUUGCACAGAGUGCGGUAAAGAUUUUGCAAUUAUCGGAAACCUGAGGGCCCACCAGAGGGUGCACAGCAAGGAGAAGGGCCACCAGUGUGGGGAGUGCGGGCGGAAAUUCGGGGAAUCGGGGCUGCUAAAGAAGCAUCUGCGUACGCACACCGGGGAGAGACCCUACCACUGCACGGUGUGCGGCAAGCAGUUCAGCCGCAUCCAGCACCUCAAAACCCACCGGCGCACACACACAGGGGAGAGACCGUACAGCUGUGCCGAGUGCGGCAAGAGCUUCAGCCAGUCCGGGGACCUGACCAAGCACAAGCGCACCCACACGGGGGAGAAGCCGUACCCCUGCCCCGACUGCGAGCGUAGCUACAGCAAUUCGGGGGACUUGCGAAAGCACAGCCGCAGCCACUCCGGGGCGCGGCCCUACACCUGCGAGGAGUGCGGGAAGAGCUUCAGAAUGGUCCAGCACCUGAAGGUCCACACCCGCACGCACACGGGGGAGAGACCGUACCUCUGCCCCCACUGCCCCCUUGCGUUCUCCCGGCCCCAUCACCUCACCUCACACCUGAAGGUCCACUGAUCUGGAGAGUAGAAAUCAAGAGCGGGGAAAAGAAUCAGGCUUGACACCCGGAGAAAAUACAGAGGGCUGCACCUCAAUCCAAGGGGGGGGGCAC